This is a messenger RNA of Emiliania huxleyi CCMP1516, 1134 nucleotides long. RefSeq lists its product as hypothetical. Bases 112 to 468 code for a protein of 118 amino acids. Lineage: Eukaryota; Haptophyta; Isochrysidales; Noelaerhabdaceae. The record is from RefSeq and is a predicted model, not a curated record. Gene Ontology annotation, molecular function: protein binding. The transcript has 2 exons.
UCGACGCGGCGACGCUGGUCUGGCUGCACUGCCCCCGCCGGCGCGAUGAAUGGGCUCCUCAUUGACAAUUCUCAACCAAUCACCUCUCAGGUCUGGUCGCAUGCCCCGUCGAUGCGCACCGCACGCUCCGCCGCCAUCGCCGCCGUCUUGGGCGGGAGGAUGCUGGUCGCCGGCGGCGUCGACGAGAACUACGAGCGGCUUCGCUCUGUCGAGGCGCUCGAGCCGGUCGCGAGCACGUGGAGCUUCCUCACACCUCUCUGCGCCAAUGCUUCCCUCCCCCCUGUCGAGGCGUUUGAGCCGGUCGCGAGCACGUGGAGCGCGGUGUCGCCGAUGCUCGAGGCGCGCUGCGAGGCUGCGGCGGCGGUGCUCGAUGGCACGCUGUACGUCUGCGGCGGCGACGACCGCGUCGGCGGCUGCCGCAUCAAUCAGCUCGCUAGAUGGCCGAGCACCGGUUGCCUUCUCAGGUAACGACCGCGUCGGCGGCUGCCUCCGCUCCGUGGAGCGGCUGAACGAGGCGGGCGCGUGGGAGGCGGCGCCUCCGAUGCUUUGCGCUCGGCGCUGCGCCGUCGCCGCAGCGCUCGACGGGCUUCUCUACGUGUGCGGCGGCCGGGACGAGGAGCCCGGCCGCCUGAGGACGCCGAGCUGGGACCGGCUCCUCUGUGACUGUCUGGUUCGUGGGUAGGACUCGGGCUGCCUGCAGUCCGUCGAGUGCUACGACCCUGCGACGGGCGAGUGGCGCGACGGACCGCCGAUGGGCUCCCGCCGCUAGAUGUAGACAGGCCCAGGCCUUCUCGCUAGCAACUCGAGCGGGACUCCAAGCCCCUUGUAUCAAGCACACCGCGCGCCCUCCGACGCUACAUUCACACCCUAGGCUCCCGCCGCCGAGGCGCGGUGGCGGCGGUGCUCGAGGGCGCGCUCUACGUGUGCGGCGGCGACGAGGACUGCGACGGCGCAGAGGCGGAGUCGCCGGUGCUGCGGUCGGUAGAGUGCCUCGUCGCAGGGGCGAGCCAGUGGCAGCCCGCCCCGUCCAUGGCCAUGGCGCGCUGGAGGGCGGCGAUGGCGGUGUUGUGAGCGGCAGACAAGUAGACAACUGCGGAAGGAUAUACUGUACUGCUUUUCGUUGAGUGUGGCUUG